Molecule: messenger RNA, 3288 nt
Organism: Cuscuta epithymum
Lineage: Eukaryota; Viridiplantae; Streptophyta; Magnoliopsida; Solanales; Convolvulaceae
Source: the annotation of a GenBank genome assembly
AGUUCAUCGCAUCCCCUCCUCCCUCGAACCAAACACGCCUUUUACCUCUCCGGCCUCUCUUAUGCGUAUCUCUCCCACGGCGUUCUCUACUUGCUGGAAGCCAGCCAGCCCUCUUUGAUAUCUAUCAUCUCUCGCUCGCAAAUACACACAGAGUAGAGCCUCUCUUAUUAAAUCCCCUUUGGCCUCUGUUACCCGCCAAAAGGUAUAAAUUUUAACUCCGUAUCGCCUCCCUCCUUUUUUUCGCCCCAAAUAUCACUGCAGCUUAACGUUUCUUCCCUCCUCGCCCCUCCCUCUCAGGCGAAGGCCUUGCUUAGCUGAUUGCAGAUUUAUGCGCCGGUCUCGCCAAGAACGCCAUCGUUUCAGUGCACGGAUCGGAUAGGUGUUCUUUUCUCCCUUGAUGGAAUCGACUGUCGAGUUGAAACUGGGGGAUGUAGGUGAGAAGAGGCAUCCGGAUGAAGUGGAGCUCGACGGGCUGCCAGCAGGGAAGAAGCCCAAGCGGGUUGUGGGCGGGAAUGUGAAGAAGGUUGCGGAGUUGGUGCUUGUGCUGGCCGCGAUGGGGAAGAUGAGGGGCGGGUGGAGCCCCACUGAUGCCGAGAAGGAGAUGAUGGUGGAGGCCAGGGAUAAGUUGGCCCAGGUGUGCCAAACGUUUGCUCCCAAGGAUGUGUUUCCCAGGGAUGCGUUUGGAGGUUUGAUCGAGGACCUUGGUCUCAAUAAGCUCAACGAACAGAAGUUAGGGUUUCACCCUCCUAAGAUGUCUAUUGCGGAGAAGAUAUUGAUUUGCAAAAGAAAGAUGGAAAAACCGGAGGAAGGACUACAAUCCGCUCUUUAUUCAUCCCAAUGCUUGCAAUCACAUACAGGUGUGAUGGUUGAGAACCGCGGUCCACCAAAUGCCACGAGAAUCUUUCCAGCUGAUAAAACAGGGCAUGCACAUUCUUCCUCUUCUUUUCAGCCAGGUUCUGCUCCAGGUCAGGGACCUAAUGCAAAUUCUACAUCUCUACCUUACCAAUUACCUACUAACGAGAUCAAACCAACUGUGCACAAUGGGUUAGCCCCUAGUAAUGUUGGAAAAGGCACAUCUCCAAUGCCAAUACCGCAUGUUGAAAGACCACAUCUCAGAUCUGAUGGUCGAUCAAAUGGCGCUUCUCAUAUUCAAGCAUCUUCUGCAGAUCACCCAACCUUGAGGUCGCCUAACUGGAUGAUGGCACCUUCAUCACAUUCAGCAUCUAAAGUGGGACCUGAAACUGGGGCUACGGUAACUUCAACAGGAAAAGUUGAGAGUGUUGCUGAUCACAAGUCAGGGAUGGUCCACCAAGUAACAACAUCUAGACCUUUUAUCAAUCAGACUUCUUCUGGGAACUUGCCAAACAUACAUCAGCAUAUACAUGGAAUGAGCUUUGUCCCUGGCCUUCCUCCCAGUAUCCCUCAUGUUGAAGUUGGUAAGAUUGUUCAGAGGUUUUUGCAACCCCAUCGUCCUGAUCGACCUGCAUGGACUCCACCAUCUAGAGAUUAUAUGAGUAAGCCACUUACUUGUCAAAUGUGCAAGUCCACUGUGAAUGACGUGGACAACGUUCUUGUUUGUGAUGCUUGUGAAAAAGGGUAUCACUUGAAAUGUCUCCAGAUGACUAAUCCGAAAGGUAUUCCUAGGGGGGAAUGGCAUUGUGUUAAGUGCUUGGCACUAACGAAUGGUAAACCACUGCCACCCAAAUAUGGGCGUGUCAUGAGGAAUAUCAAUGCACCAAAAAUCUCUUCAAAUGCUAUAAUGGCUCAGCCAUGUGUUGACAAAAAAGUUUCUUGCGCAAAUGAGAAGAUGUCCAGUCAGCAGAAAGUGGCAGUCAAUGGGAAUGUUGCAUUACAAAAUCCUCCUACUGUUGACGUAGCAAAUAGGGUUGAAAAUGGCAAAGAAAUGCAAGGGAAUGACACAGUGUCAAGUAUUAAAAGUAUUGAUAGUAGAACUUCUUCUGAAUCGUGUCCAAACAGCACGGCUAAAGCUUCCAGUGAUAAUUGUGUUUCCCUUACUGGCUCAUCAGCUGAUAAAUCUUGCCAAGAGAAUUCAGUAGAUUUGAAACAGCAGCCUCAUGCUACAACUAAUACACUGCUGUGUUCAUCUGAAAAUUCACAUCCCUCAUUGAACCUCCCAAAUGUUAAUCAUUUACGGAUCUCAAAUUGUGUAUAUGUUUCUUCUAAACAUCUUGACAAUCACCUUGACAAUGUUGAUUUGAAGGAGUCUUUUGAUAGGGACACUUUCAGUACCAAUUCCAAUGGUGUUGCUAAUAUAGGGCAGCAAGAGGUUUUAGAAGUAAAUACUGCUGAUGAUUCUAAAGCUUGUAAUGAGAUCAUAAAAGGCAGCAAUUCUUCAUCCAAUUGCGUAAAUAUUGUUGAUUGGGCCGGCAGUAAACUUCCUGUUGAAGAUGAGAAAAAUUAUUAUGAAGCGUGCCGAGUUAAUGGCUGUGUCUAUAGUCCUAAAGACUAUGCUCUUAUUCGUUUUGAAAAUGAUAGAUUGAUUCCUUCACAGAUUCAGACUAUGUGGGAAGAUACUAAAACUGGAACCAAAUGGGUUGCUGUUAAUAGGUGUUACUUUCCUAGGGAUUUGCCAGCAUCUGUUGGGCGGCCUUGUAGUCUGGAAAACAACGAGGUCUAUUUGUCUAAUUUUGGGAGCACAGUGAUGGCUGGACUGAUUCAUGGUCCAUGUGAAGUUCUUCCUUCAAGCAGGUUCACUGAAGAAAGAGAAAGGAGAACUCGUGCUGGAACAGAGCAAAAUGAUUCAGGACCGCUUUAUUUGUGCAAGUGGUUUUUUGAUGAAGCGAAAGGUUUAUUCCGUGACGUUUCCUGUUAAUUGCAGGGGGGUUGUGUUUUUGGUACUUCCUUCUGUAUCAGUGAACCGGGCAGCCUGCUGUGGCUGUGUGUCUACAAGACAGGGAGUUUCACGUAAAAUUGUAGCUGUAGUAGUGGUCUCAGGUAAUUCUUUAGAUGACCUUUGGAGUGCACUGUUCCCCCUUCAUGUAUGGCCGGCUUGUUAGUACAGUGGAAUGUAGAAAGGCGGUAAGAUUUGUGUUUAGAUUAGAUGCCAUAUCCGACCAUCCCAAAAGUUCUUUUUUUUUUGGAUGAAUCCAUCCCAAAAGUUCUUAUAUUGUGCUAAGGUAAUUUUAUUCUUUUGUUGGUAAACAGAAUAAAUUUCUGCUCUUAUUCUUUCCUCUACAGCUUCUUAAUGUACAAACUCCCAAGUUAUAGGUCUGUGCCACCUAAAGCUAAAUACAGCGUAGAAAAUUUGGCAUUUACACCCAAUAUUAU